CUGUACACUGGCACCGGUCAGACGGGUUUUGCAUGCAGUGGCGGUGACGCUAAUUUGUUUGUAGUUCCCGUCUGAAUGAAUGGACAGUAAGGUUGUGUUUCGUGAUUCUUGGAAAAUGGAUUUCUUUGGAUAUCUUUACAUUGUUAUCAGUUUUGAUUUAGUUCCUUAACAUGUUUAACUGUGUAAUAUGCGUUCCUUUUAUUUUUAUUUUUACAAACCACGUGUUCUCGGUUUCUGCAGUUGAGCGAUGGUUACCGAAAUGUUGCCCUCAGGGAAGUCAACUCUCUGGGGACGUGACGUCCUGCGUGUCCAGUGGCACCGAAGUGUCAGAUACAAUCGUGUCCGCCACAACUGAUAACAGGAUUCUGGAGUACAGGCUAGAGCACAAAACUCAGUUUAGCUGUGUGAAGCACGAGCCGUUCUUGGUUCAGGACGACACUUUCGUGAUUGCCGGCAAUAAUGUGGUGAUAUACAGUGAAGCGGGAGAGAACUGGACGCUACCCAUGACGGAGAUGUGUGUGGACAGUCUGUACAUACCGCCCUCGCAAGAACAACAGCCGAUGUUCGUGGCCCUGCUGUGUCCAGCUUGUAGUGAUCUUACAUGCCUCAACAAGUGCUGCCUCGAGAACCAUCAGAUCAGGAUCUCCGAGGAUGGAAACGUUAUUUCUUGCGUCAACGCCACCGAGCCUUUCGAGAGCCAAAGGUUUCUGGGAAGCAACUCAAAACACCCUCUGGUGAUCCAUGGGUUUCCGACCUGCAAUCUCUUGCCGUAUAAGAAGUACAUCUCAGGACCGGCGUACAUCUCCAGCUUCAGCCGUCUGGAACUACCCAGCAUGGGCAUGACCGUGCCUAGGACUGAAUACUGCGUGGACUCCUCAGCUAGAGGCCCAGUACUAGUGGCCUGCACUCAGCCUGUAGCCGCCACACUCAAGCCUACACUCUACGGCGGCUUCUUCUGUGUGGGAGCGGUGUUCCUGGGCCUCACCCUCGCCCUGCACCUCUGGCUGCCCGAGCUGCGCAAGACCCUCCACUCUCGUGUCCUCAUCGCUCAUGUCAGCUGUCUGCUGGUCGGGUAUCUCUGCAUGGCCACCGUUAAUCUUGCCUCCAUACCCGCGCCUUCCACCCUCUGCUCCUCUGCAGCAUUCACAAUUCAAUUUUCAAUUCUGGCUGCUGUGUUCUGGUUGAACGUCAUGUGUGUUGACAUUGCUUGGACAUUCAGUGGUCUGAGGGCACCCAAAGCUUCGUUGACUCUUGACAGCGACGGCCACAAGUUCCUCUACUACUCUUUGUACGCGUGGGGCAGCACCUCCGCCAUCUCCGCUGUCACAGCUUUCCUGGAGUUCAGUCCGGCAGUCCCAUCCUCCUCCCGGUUCAAACCUUCCUUCGGCGCUGUCGCUUGCUGGUUCCAGUAUUCUGAAGCCAUCCUGCUCCUCAUGUAUGGUCCAAUGUUUGUGCUCUUGCUGUCCAACAUUGCGCUGUUUGUGUACACUGCUUGCAAAAUACGUCGCACUCAGCAGGACACAGCCAACAUGGUACAACAUGCGGGCUCUAGGCUGCGUGACAACAAGGACAGGAGUUUUGAUGAGGAAACUAUCUUCAGUGGAGUAUCCACAAGUCGGGAUAAAAGAUUCUCUCUGUACCUGAAGCUGUUCGGGUUGAUGGGGGUGACCUGGGUGCUGGAGGUGGUGUCCUGGCUGUGUGGAGGUCCUGAGCACUAUUGGUACGCCACUGACGCCAUCAACGCUUUCCGCAGUGUCUUCAUUUUCAUCCUGUUCUGCACCAAGAAGAAAGUAUUGGUCCUGAUCAAGAACAAAUUUUCUACAAAAAAGACUACAAAAUUUCCAAUUCACUCCAGGAAGUCUGCAACUUCAACUUCAAGGCUGACUUCAAGUAUGACUUCACAGAGAACAAAUUCUAUACAACUGUCACAGAUCUCAUAAUGAACAUGACAGAAAUCAGAAAUCUCUUAACUGGCUAGUCUCUAACUACUUACCAUGUGUACAAAGUUUUAUUAGAUGUGUGUUAUAAAUUUAGUAUAUUGAUGACUGAAAGAUAAAGACUGAUGAGUGAUAUUUUGUAAAGUGUUUUACAAUGUAUUAUUUUAAAAUAUUUUUUUGUAAAUGUAAAUUGAUUAUUCGUAACUUUUAUUUACUUGAAAUAUCACAUUUUAGACUUUAAGUAAAAUAGUUUUAUCUUGACUAUUUCAUUAUUACAAAUAUUAAGUGCAAUAGAUAUUUAUGAAUAUUAUGAGUUUGAGAAUUUAUAGCAAUUUAUUUGUAUUUAUUGACUAUUAAGAGUAAUUUAUUAUUAUUGUACAAGACUAUAAACAAUUCUGCAGGACCACAUCGUUUGCAGGUAUAUGUUGUUGUUAUAGUACUACAAAGAGAACUCAUGCAUAAUAAUAAUGUUGUGCUUGUCUUUAAGUCAAAGUAGUUAUAUAUUUAUGGAAUACUGAAUCAAAGAAAAUGUAUUUAUCAUAGAUUAAUGUGAUUAAACAAUAGUUGUAAAAUGUUA
Messenger RNA from Homalodisca vitripennis (glassy-winged sharpshooter), 2514 nucleotides. RefSeq names its product probable G-protein coupled receptor Mth-like 1. Gene Ontology annotation, cellular component: membrane. Gene Ontology annotation, molecular function: G protein-coupled receptor activity. The transcript is spliced from 7 exons. Gene Ontology annotation, biological process: G protein-coupled receptor signaling pathway; cell surface receptor signaling pathway. Lineage: Eukaryota; Metazoa; Arthropoda; Insecta; Hemiptera; Cicadellidae. The record is from RefSeq and is a predicted model, not a curated record. Bases 171 to 1940 code for a protein of 589 amino acids.